UUACGGAACAAAAGCAGCCAGAGACUCCGUGGAAGCAGAGGGAACACUUCUCCUCUAUAGAUUUCACUCUCUUUUUGGAAUAAAGCUUUAACAUGCUGCUGCUGAUCCUGUUUGCUGGGUGUUUGGCCUCAUGUGCUGCACAGAGUACAACAACAACACCACCACCACCAACAACACCAACGACAACACCACCACCACCAACAACACCAACAACAACACCACCACCACCAACAACACCAACAACAACACCACCACCACCAACAACACCACCAACAACACCACCACCAACAACAACAACGAUCUUUCCCCCAUCUAGCCUGGGGACAAGAUCAACGACAAUCCAGUCAACAUCAGUCGGGUCAGUAUCUGCCUCAGGGGACGAUGUUGUGGCGAUCCUCCUGGCAUCUGUUCAGUCUGAUCUUGAGCUAAAUGAAACAACCAUAGAUCUAAUCCUGCAAGAGCUCCACAACCUCUAUCCUAAUCUGAACUUCACUCUAACAGUAAAGAACGUCACCAGAGUCUGAAACCUCAACCCACAAGUGUUUGGCUAGAUUUUACCAAAAAAUGUAUAAUAUCCUCUAUAACACUAUGAGAAUAAGGAGAGUUUUUUUUAAGGUGUGUAUUUAUAUUUUUUAAUUCAUGCAUUAACUAAUGCAUGAAUGUAAACAUAUGUUUCCCAGUUCUUAAAUUUCGCACUUUUAACUGUUUUGUGUUCAUCUUAGAAAAAAUAAAUUUCAAAUAUAAAUCUAAUACUUUGCAGUCAAUCAGAAAUGCAUGGAAAUAUAUAUUCUAUAUUUCCAGUAAUGAUAUAUUAAAUCCCCUUUUAAUCACCAAAGACAUAUGGUCACUGAGUUGUUGUAAAGUUCAAUAGAAGUGCAUUGAAGAAAUAAAUCAGUAAUAGCCUCAUAAUCAGACUGAAUUGUCGUUUUGUUUAACUCCACGACUUGAAUUGCUUCACAAAUCUGAUGUGGGCAGCGAUUCAGAGGUGUUGAACCAGGCCAAUGAUUCUUUUUUUGUAUUAAAGGAGCAAUAGCUGUGUUUGCGUGCCAGUUUGUUUUUCAUAUGUGGCAACGGGGUGUUGAAAUGGGUGGUGUACGGACCGGAAUGGGAAUUUCAAAGGAGAACAUACUGGCUUUAGCACUGUUCUCAGAGAAGCCAGUAUUUCAAUUCAGCAUGUUUCCUUAAUCUCUGAUGACAUAUCAUGAUCACAUUAUGAUUUAUUAUUAUAUUACAUAUUGGUCCUUUAAGUCAACUUUGUCUUUCUUUCAAAUGAUUGAGAGUCAAUAACUCUGGAUCUCCUUCUGCUCACAUUCAGUGUCAGUCUCAUGGCAUGAAGAAAACAACACAACAACAAGGUUCCUGUUCAGUUACAAACAUGUUCUGAACAGGAUGAACUGACGUGUUUCAUUGAAAGGCGACAGACAAACAUUGUCAUUAUGCAAUUAAUGCAAACUGUGACAGAACUGACAAACUAGAGGCAUUAGUGAGAAUAAAACCAGUUUUUUUUUUAUGGCGGGAGUGGCAGCAAUUUGCAGAACAUAAUGACAUAUGAAUGAAUGAGUUCCAGCCCAGCAUGACUAAACCAGCAGCAGCAGCAGAAUGUUAAAGAACCUGUAAUCUUUAUUAUCAUACUUUAUUUACUGAUGUGGAUAAAGAACAAGAUUUCUAUUGUUCUUUAUGUAGUUAGUUAUAGUU
Messenger RNA from Sebastes umbrosus (honeycomb rockfish), 1695 nucleotides. Its product is annotated as classical arabinogalactan protein 7-like. The transcript is spliced from 4 exons. The record is from RefSeq and is a predicted model, not a curated record. The coding region runs from base 93 to 524 and encodes 143 amino acids. NCBI's taxonomy places the organism in Eukaryota, Metazoa, Chordata, Actinopteri, Perciformes, Sebastidae.